Messenger RNA from Sardina pilchardus (European sardine), 2863 nucleotides. RefSeq names its product kelch-like family member 43 (gene klhl43). The record is from RefSeq and is a predicted model, not a curated record. Bases 322 to 2409 code for a protein of 695 amino acids. Gene Ontology annotation, cellular component: cytoplasm; nucleus. Lineage: Eukaryota; Metazoa; Chordata; Actinopteri; Clupeiformes; Clupeidae. The transcript is spliced from 6 exons. Gene Ontology annotation, molecular function: protein binding.
AUGCCUGGUCACACACAGGGCUCACUCUGAACAUUGUCAGACAGGCAGAGGACAGAGGGACAUUGCUACGUGGAAGAGAAGGAUAACAUCUACAAAAGCAGUCACAAAAGAGAGAAAAGAGAAGGAUAAGGAAGGGAAGAAACAAAGGGAAAAGAGAGCAAGCAAGAGAGAUAAAGGAGCUGUGAUCCACGGUGACGUCAACCACCGCCUUACCAGCUGUCCAACUCCAUCUGCAAAGCUUGUCUGCCUGUCUGUCAGUCAGUCUUUGCGCGUGCAAAGCGUGUGUCUCCGAUUGUUGCUGAAGUGAAUCACUGAAGAAAAAUGGCCCCCAAAAAGAAGGCUUCUCGCCCCAAGGUGGAAGUUGUGGCGCCGCCACCGGCGACAGAAAAUGUGGUGACGUCACCCGAGAGCCCUGUCGUGUUGUCGUCGGAGGGCGUGGUCGUGUGCGAGGGCGUGAAGAAGCUGGAGGCGCCGCUCAACGUGGAGCACCUCAACCGCCUCAACGGCCUGCCCCUCCAACUUCCUUUCCCUCCUCCAAUCCUGCGUCCCGGUGAGAGGGGGCUGGGCAUCGGCAACGAGCUGACCCGCCCUCUCCACAGCGCCGCCAUGCUGGAGGAGCUGAGCCGCAUGCGCCAGGAGCGCUUCCUCACCGACAUGGAGCUGGCCUGCAAGACCAAGGCCUUCGACGUGCACAAGUUGGUCAUCUCCUCGGUCAGCCAGUACCUGAGGGAGGUGCUGGCCAAAGACCCAACACUGAAACGCCUGGAGCUGCCCACAAUCUCCCCCCUAGGUCUGGCUAACGUGAUCACCUUCGCCUACCUGGGCCGCGUGCACAUGUCUCUGUACACGGUGGGCUGCACCCUGUGGGCCGCCAUGGUGCUGCGCAUCCCCCACCUGCUGCAGAUGUGCAGCGACUUCCUGCUGGCCGAGCUGAGCAUGCAGACGUGCGUGUACAUCUGGAACAUCGCCACCGCCUACGGCCUGAACCCCGUGCGCGAGGCCUCGCGCCGCUACGCGCUGCAGAACUUCGCCCAGUUCGCCGAGACGCCCCAGUUCAACCAGCUCACCCUGGAGCAGAUCGUCUCCUUCUUGCAGGACGACGCCCUUGUGCUGCCCUCAGAGAUCACCACCUUCCAGGUGGCUAUGAAGUGGCUGGACUUUGACCCUCAGCGUCAGGCCCAUGCAACCGAGGUUCUGUCCCAUGUGCGCUUCGAGACCAUCCCGGCCAGCGAGCUGGUCAGCGAGGUGCAGCCCGUGGCCCGCAUGAUGCUGGACCCACAGUGUCACCGCCUGCUGGUGGACGCCAUGAACUACCACCUGCUGCCCCACCAGCAGAACCUGCUGCAGACCAAGCGCACCUCCGUGCGCGGAAGCCAGGUGGCGCUGCUCACCAUCGGCGGACGACCAUCGCUUACGGAGAGAACACUGAGCCGUGAGGUUCUGUGGAGAGACCCUCGUGACGGUGUGGCUUCCUGGCGUCACCUGACCCAGCUUCCUGCUAAGAGCUUCAACCAAUGUGUGGCCGUGAUGGACGGCUUCCUGUACGUGGCCGGAGGAGAGGACCAGAACGAUGCUCGUAAUCAAGCCAAGCACGCCGUCAGCACCCUGAGCAGGUACGACCCCCGCUUCAACACCUGGCUGCACCUGGCCAGCAUGCGCCAGAAGCGCACCCACUUCAGCCUGGUGGCCACCAAGGGGCGUCUCUUCGCCAUCGGCGGCCGCAACACCGAGGGCCUGCUGGCCACGAUCGAGAGCUACACGCCCUCGACCAACACCUGGCAGAUGCGCACGCCCAUGGAGGCCCCCCGCUGCUGCCACGCCAGCGCCGCCAUGCCCUCCGGCGACGUCCUGGUCACCGGCGGCUACGUCAACUGCGCCUACACGCGCUCCGUGGCCGUCUACAGCGUGGACAGCGACAGCUGGCAGGAGGCGGCGCCCAUGGAGACGCCGCGCGGAUGGCACUGCAGCGCCGCCCUGGAGGGCCGCGUGUACGUGGCGGGCGGCAGCCAGCUGGGGCCCGGCGGCGAGCGCGUGGACGUCCAGACCGUGGAGGUCUUCCGGCCCGAGGAGGAGGGCGGCGCGUGGAGCCGCAUGGCGCCGCUGCCGCUGGGCGUGAGCACCGCCGGCCUCUCGGUCCUGGGCGGCCAGCUCUUCCUGCUGGGCGGCUGGAACGAGGCCGAGAAGCGCUACAAGGCGGCCGUGCAGCGCUACGACCCCAAGACCGACAGCUGGGCGUCCGGCGAGGAGCUGCCCGAGCCCACCGUGGGCGUCUCCUGCUGCGCCCUGGCGCUGCCCCCUCGCCACGCCUCCCGCCGCCACCGCAACACCCCCAACUCGCCCAACAACGCAUCAAUCAUCACUCCGCCAAACACCUCAGUUAGCCACGACGAGCAGCCUACAUCUGCUUGAAAGGAAGGACAGAGAAAGGGAGAGAAAGAGAGAGAGAGUAGUUGCAGAUAAGAACAGUAGAGAAGAGGAAAGGAAGGGAAGAGAGAUCAGGAGGAAGGGCGAAGAGAAGGGAGGAGAGUCUGAGCAGGACAGGGCAGAGGAAAUGAGGAUAGAGGUGUUCUUGAGUACGGAGGAAUCAAAUCAGGGCCCACGUCAUUAAAGAAUGUGAAAUGACCUUCUGAAGUCAGCAUUCAGUGUCUACAACAUGAGUGCACGAAAGUCUGUGAUGUAGCCAAGUCUGAGUGUGUGUGUCUGAGUGUGUGUGUGUAAGUGGAUGAGUUGACUGAACUUGUGUAUCUGAGUUUGUGUGAGUGAAUUUUAGCAUUUGAGCCACAAUGUUCUUUGACAAAAAUAUCACCUAUGCACUUCUUGCCCGAGAUUAGAACAUGAGCAUAUUAUCUCUGCAAAUGACAUC